Molecule: messenger RNA, 912 nt
Organism: Hipposideros armiger (great roundleaf bat)
Lineage: Eukaryota; Metazoa; Chordata; Mammalia; Chiroptera; Hipposideridae
Gene: CUNH4orf36
Product: chromosome unknown C4orf36 homolog
Exons: 4
Coding region: 345-698 (117 amino acids)
Source: RefSeq, a predicted model, not a curated record
CGCGGCCAUGUGCGCCUAAUGGGGCGCGCUCCGCUGUCGGUCCGCGAGGGACCGCUACCCUCGGAGACCCCCGAUCGCCAGGCAAGAAGUGAUCAAAUGAGCUCCUGGAAAACAAAAGAGAACAAACACAGUUCUACAUUAGGAGUUCAACUUCAAUGAACAUUUAUUAGGGACGGUCUGACAUUCAGAAAUGCUUGUUUCUGAAUCUUUUUCUUAUUUGAACAUUUAAAAAUAUUCAAGGGAAAGCCGUUAACUUAGGUGUGUUGCAGUCAUUUCAGGCAGUGAACAGAGUAUCCCCAGCCAUCAGGCACCUGUGUUAGGAGAUUGGGCUGUAAUAAAUUACCAUGGCUUAUGGCUUGCCAAGAAAGAACACAGUGAAAACCAUUCUGCGGGGCAGUUGUUAUGAAAUACAGGAACCUUGGGAUCUUGCACUACUUACAGAGGUCUGGUGCACGAACCUAGCCAAACUCAAGUUGCCUUUCUUGGAAGAAAUUGGAUUUGGUAGUCCCAUACCCCUCAAAAAUUAUAAAACCAAUAAGGAUGGUCUGCUCCCUUCUGCAGAAUCCAUCAAAUUUGAAAGGGAGUAUGAAAUGAAGCGCCUGAAUAACCUGAAAUGUCAGGAAGAUGCAGCUAAGGAAAUUCAGUUUUCCCUAAGGGAAAGGCAAGUUGGUUUGAGAAGACCUCUUCCACCUAAGUGACAGCCAUCUCAUAAUCGAAUCUGUAGUCUGGCUUUCCAUGUCUGCCGGGGAUGAAGGGCUGCGACCUUUCACUAUGUGAAGUUUGGUGCAUACAUACGCAUGCCCAGUGGUAGACGAGCAGCUAAUCUGACAGAUCUCCUGGGUCCCUGCCACACACUUCUUCCAUUGUAUCACAAGCAACAGCGUGGUAAAUAGAUGAAAAAUACAUCUGGAA